AUGCGCGCGCAACCCACGCUGACGCAGGAUGCCAGCAUGCACAUCUCGUGGGCGCCGUCCCAAAAGUGCGACGACAGCCCCGGCGGCAACUGCGCGCUCUGCAACGAGUUUGCGCUGCAGUGCCUGGUCUGCCUGGGCGGCUACGGCUUCAACUCGCGGGGGCAGUGCCAGAAGUGCACGGACGCGGGCAUUCAGCUGUGCCUGACCUGCGACCUCAAGACCAAGCCCGCCAAGUGCCUCAAGUGCCUGGGCGUGCCCACCCACGACGUGCCCCUCAGCUGGAGCAACCCGGGCUUCCCGGUGUACCAGGCCCCCAACGGCAGAUGCAAGCGGUGCGACCGCGUGGAUAACAUUGGGUGCCUGACGUGCGACCCCACGGGCUCCCGCUGCACCCAGUGCAACGACGGCUUCUACCUCAUCGGCGGCACGUGCCGCCGGUGCGAGGGCGAGAACUGCGAGAAGUGCAACCAGCUGGGCAAGUGCACCAAGUGCGUCAGCAGCAAGCGGGGGCCCAGCUACGGGCUGACGGCGGAGAAGAAGUGCAAGCUGUGCCGCUCCGAGGGCUGCGUGUCGUGCGACGCCGACUGGCGCAAGUGCACCCGCUGCAUGGACGGCCUGCCCAGCAUCGGCGAGCGCGGCUACGGCCACGACGGCAAGGGCAACUGCCUGCCGUGUGCGAGCCCGCUGUGCGCCAAGUGCCAGCGCGACUACAAGAAGUGUACCGUGUGCACCACCAACCCGUACUCCACGGUGCCAACCUACCUCACCCCCACCGGGCAGUGCAAGAAGUGCCUCAUCCCCGGCUGCAUGGCGUGCAGCGCCAGCGGCCAGACGUGCACCCAGUGCCAGGACGGCUAUGUGCGCACCGCCGACAAGCUGUGCGCCAAGCUGCCCAAGUGCACUGUGCCCAACUGCUACGACUGCCGCGGCAACCGCGCGGGCUGCAACAAGUGCGCCCCCAAGUACUACAUGGCCAAGCCCAACCGGUGCCAGAGGUGCAUGGAGCGGUGCGAGGUGUGCCACCCCGGCAAGUUCAACUGCAAGAAGUGCGUUCUCAACUACGGCCUGGUCAAGGGCGCCUGCCUCAAGUGCGACACCAAGAACGCAGAGUACUCGUUCUGCGAGGAGUGCAACGGCAACAACAAGCGCUGCACCAAGUGCUGGCCCGCCGACAAGUUCAGGCCAGACCCCAAGACGGGCGGCUGCGUGCGCUACCGCCUGCCAGACACCAUCUGGUGA
Chlorella variabilis is the source of this 1239-nucleotide messenger RNA. RefSeq lists its product as hypothetical. The transcript is spliced from 7 exons. NCBI's taxonomy places the organism in Eukaryota, Viridiplantae, Chlorophyta, Trebouxiophyceae, Chlorellales, Chlorellaceae. The record is from RefSeq and is a predicted model, not a curated record. Bases 1 to 1239 code for a protein of 412 amino acids.